CUUUUAGCACUCUGAUCUGAGUAAUGGCGAAUGUCGAUAGAGACAACAUGCUAAAUGAAGAGCAGGAAUCGUCUCAAUCCAACAGUUCUAACGGUUCUGAGGCCAUUCUACACCACCAGCAGCAACAGUCGUUAUCUAGUGGAGGUUUUCAAUUAAAGUCGAGUAUUCUUCGUCAACCAGCAACAUUUGGUUCCGGACCUGGUGCCGGCGGGGGACUGGGCGGUUUGUUUGGUAGUUGCUCUUCGUCUACAGGACCGAUCAAUAGUUUCAAUCUUAAACCGAGUGUUCUAAAACCUUCGCAUUUUGGAGGAUUCGGAAGCCUCGGGGGAGAGAAAAAGAAUGCUGAGAAUAGUCAAAACAGUGACAACACUGUUGCAGUGAAUCCUUUCCUUAAAACACAAAAUAGCGAAGAAGAGCCGGAAAUAAAACCGCCAGCUAACGAUACAGAAAAAGAUGAAACUGCCGAUCCACUGUCGAAACUAAACCGCGCAACAUUGCCGAAAUCGAACCUAUUCGCGAAUGUGAAAUCUAUUCGCGAAAACAGUGGAUUUGUGUUUGGGCAAAAUGUUCACGAACGAGUUACCGGAGAGAAUAUCCAAACUGAUGGUUCCAAUCCCACAGCUGGUCUGUCGUUUUCCAGUGCCGUAACCAACAAUAGCAAUGACUCAUGCUCAUCCAACUCUGCAAUGGCGGGAGGAAGUACAGCAGCCGGUAAUGCCACACCCGGCAGCAGACUUGACGGUGGAGCAAACGAAGAAAGUUUGGAGGAAGCCGCCCGUCGAUAUGAAGAGAGUCGGGGCGCCCUAAAGCGAAAGUUUGACGAGGUAGAGACCAUCACUGGGGAAGAAGACGAACGAAACGUGGUGGAAAUUAACUGCAAGUUGUUCGCAUUCGCCAAAAGCAAUUGGGAAGAGCGAGGUCAUGGCACACUACGAUUAAACGAUAAGGACAGCAAAGAGUCGAGAGUUGUCUUUCGGCAGUCAGGCAACCUUCGUGUGCUUAUCAAUACCAAGGUUUGGGGUGGAAUGACAGCCGAUCAGUCCAGUCAGAAGAGCUUGCGUCUGACAGCCAUGGAUACCAAUGGCCAAGUGAAGGUGUUUCUCGUGAUGUCGCGACCGGACAUCAUCACUAAACUGCACAAAGAGCUCACCAAGCGCAUCCAGACGGCUAAAGAACUGGCGGCGGAAAAUGACCAUGAUGAUGGUAAGGAAAAUAAUGUGGAAAAUGUCGCUACCGGCAAGGCACACGAAGAUGCACCCCUGGAUACGGGGACAAAGGAGGAAUUGGGCGGCGACGAACCGUGUCCAAAAAAGCGUCUUAGCUCUUCGUCCUAAGUCUUUCCGUUCUAAUCUUCUAUGUCGUGCCCAUUGAACAGAAGUAGAAAUGAUCUUCAAAUUACUGAGCCAACCUAUCAGGCAUUACAUUACUCAUUUGCGGCCGAGGUUGAUGCACAUCGGUGAGCCAUCUUUCAACGUCGUUUCCAGUCUAAACUACGAUAAUUUUCCGGUAGACGUUUCUAAUGAAUGUUGAAGAAUUAGUUACUGAAUAGUGGUGAAGCGUUUUGUAAUGGUAACAAAAACCAAUUUGAAAAUAACGCCAGAUCAAAAGCAAUUAUUAUAAGAGCUCACUGCACCGUAAUCAAGCAAUGUCUUUGAUGAAAAACGGUAGAAACUCCAAACACAAAC
This is a messenger RNA of Sabethes cyaneus, 1685 nucleotides long. RefSeq names its product ran-binding protein 3 (gene RanBP3). Bases 24 to 1334 code for a protein of 436 amino acids. Gene Ontology annotation, cellular component: nuclear pore; cytoplasm. Gene Ontology annotation, biological process: protein export from nucleus. Lineage: Eukaryota; Metazoa; Arthropoda; Insecta; Diptera; Culicidae. The record is from RefSeq and is a predicted model, not a curated record. Gene Ontology annotation, molecular function: GTPase activator activity. The transcript has 4 exons.